Molecule: messenger RNA, 837 nt
Organism: Somion occarium
Lineage: Eukaryota; Fungi; Basidiomycota; Agaricomycetes; Polyporales; Cerrenaceae
Source: the annotation of a GenBank genome assembly
GCCGGGGGCUCUACGGUCAAAGCUCGAGCAAAUGAGAAGUUCCCUUCUCCAAUGAGGAGAAUUCUGUCGGUAGCAGUGAAUGGUAUUGUAGGAGCCCUAGGAACAGCCUUUCCCUUCCCCUUCGCUUGUGCGACUUUUGCAUGUUUGCCCUGUUGCUCUGCGUGCUGAGCGGCAUGAGCAGCGUCUUGUUUUUUCUUCAAUCUCGAUUGUUGUGAUGAUAGGGCAGCCUUUAGAGACGUCUUCCUUCCUUUUGCCAUCGUUCCCGAGUGUGGACCCCAAAUGAGGCACGGCGUAGUCUGUGAAAUGAGUUUUCGCCGAGAUAGAAAAAGCGAUGAUGGUCGUUAGCAGUCACAAGGUACUAUCCGUCUGCGACGUGGAACCUUGUAACUCCUGACACGUCUCUUCCACAAACCACCACUGCAUAUAAGCACUUCCAGUCACUCCUUUACCCUUAACUCAUACAAUCCACAAAAUGCCCACAGAAUUCGAACUUCGUCAACGAAACGCCCAGUUCGCCAAUAAGGCUCGUGCGGGCAAGAACCCGGUGAAGCCGUCUCGUCAGGAGAGGCUCGCAAAGCGAAGUCCUAUUAGCCUAUGGGCUUUGGGUGCUAUUCUUUUCGUGGUUGUCGGAGGAGUACUGUUUGAACUGUUGAGAAUCAUCUUCCUGUGACGAUAGCAGGGUUUUAGUAUAUUGGUAUCGGCAACGAUUGCUGUACCUAUGGCGAUUGCCAUUGGAUUAGACUUUUUCUUGGGACGUGGACACUUUUGGUACAUUUUCAUUGUAUAACAGCUAUUCCUCAUAUCAUUAUUUCUCGGUUUGCUCAAGAAACAUAUGCA